CGUGGCAACGCUUAGUUUGCGCAGCUUCAACCUCGCCCCAAGUCAUCACCACUUGCAGUAUUGCUCUAAGCCCGGCUGCCCACUUCCAGCUUUCCAUCAGGCGCCAGCGUGUUGCCCGUAAAGGGGUCGACGCAACCAGCCAUGGCAAGCCCAUCUCCCUCAACCAAGAUCGGCCUGGACGCCCGUGCAGCUGAGCUCAAGCAAAAGCUGCUAAGGGGCCGCAGCCAGAACCAGAGCCCAAACCGGAUCCAGCCCCUCCAGAGCCCCAGCCAGCCGUCAAGCGACGCUGCUGAUGCGGCGGGCGCCAAUGUCUCUGCUACUGCUGCGACUGCUGCUACUGCUGCUCCUCCUGUUGCCUCCACUCCAUCGGCGGUGUCCUCCCAGCGGAACCCUUCUCUACUGAGCCGUCCGUCAACGGAGAGUGGCACGGCCACCAGCUUCGUACCCCAUGAAGUGCCCCGGCUGCCGGCACCGACUUCAGUUCCCGCUAAUGCGCAAGACAUCGCAGCCUUGAUUUCGUCCAUCUCCUCUGCUGCUGCCUGCGAGAUCCCUGGCCUGAACAUCAAUGGUUCGAGCUCAAGCAGUGAUAUGCAGAAACCGCCGGCGCAACAAGCUGCUCCCGUGGAGGGGCAGCCCUCACACUCACUUCCUCCCAAACCACCCCCCAAGGUGACCAUCCCGAUGCCGAAAAUGGCGUCUGUUACCGCUCAGAGCAAACUGGCCCAUCAGCCCAAGAGCGAGAACAUGGCAUCCGACAAGAUUCCCCCCAAAGAAACAGACCGCACAAAAAAUGCAUCUCCCGAGGAAGGAGAGAUCACAAGCAUGACAAGCCCAGCUACAACUGCGUCGCUUCCCAACUGUCGCCAAUCCACAACCGCUCGAGACGAGAUCGUUCCGGCCCCUACAAAGCCGCCUGCUCCCGACUUGCCCCGUCGUGAAAGCGGGACCAAAUCUCAAGAAACGGCUUCUAACGCGCCUACUCAGCGUCUUGAUACGGCUGCUGUUCCGAAAGCAGCUAGUAACAGCAACGCCGACGCCAACGCCAACGGCCGCCUGCUUGCCGUUAGCGGCAAGGAAGCGGGCCAAAAGUUAUCUAACGGGCCGUCUGAAUCCGCCUUGUCUCAGGACACUUUCACUCGGCUGCUAGCCCAGGUUCCUGACCUUAAAGACUGGCUUGACAUGACUGACUACUACAAUGUGGAGGCCCGCGCAAGAAAACUCGACCGCUUCCGGAGAGCAAAGGCGCUUGCGGCAGAAAAGCUAAGAAUCGAGGAGGAAGAGAGGAAGCUUAUGGAGGAAGAAGAGCUGGAGAUGGGGCUGCACCGGUCAACCGUUGCCCGGCUUAGUAGCGCGGUAUCUAGCGCACCUGCGAGCUCGCAGACGACUCCUCGUCCCAGCCUAUUGACCCCCAUCACGCCGAAGCCCACGGCCGACACUCGGGACGCUCCGCAGGUCCAUCCUGUCAAGAGAGCGCACGAGGAAGAGAGCACCGAGGCUCGCCAGGAGAAGAUGCCGCGGCUUGAAUCGCUGCCCUUCCGCUCCGGGGAGUCUAACAGCAAAUCGCGGGACGGCCAAGGCCGUGAUGAACGCCCCGACGUCUCUCGCCCCUCUGGGUUUGACAAGACUGAUACACGGCCACGGGCCGAUAGCCGAGACCCAUCACCGCACCGACGGCCGUAUCCGCCGUCACCUCGCCGAUAUGACUACCGUCGGAGUCCGCCCCCACGGCCACGAGAGUACUCACCUCACCGGCAAACUCGUCGGAAUUACGAAGACUAUGGCGGCUACGACGACCGUCCGCGCAGGUACAGCCAGUACAAGAGCGAUAGAACGACGUACCCAAUCCGCGUCGACCUGGGUCAGAAGGGCGACACCCGCUUCUUCAUCGUAAAGUCCUUCAACGAGGAGAACGUCCGAAGUUGCAUGGAAGACUCACUCUGGACUACUCAAGUUCAGAAUGGUCCGACCUUUUCCGAGGCCUUCGCCAAGUGCAAGAACGUAAUCCUGUUCUUCUCUGUAAAUAAGAGCAGAGCCUUUCAAGGAUAUGCGCGCAUGGCGUCCGCGCCCUCCCCCGACACCCCCAGCCCCAGAUGGCUGCGCGGCCUCCACUUGGACACCAGCGAUCCGUUCCGCGUGCAGUGGCUCAGCAAAAAGUCGGUCAGCUUCUACCGCAUCGGCCACCUCAAGAACUCAUACAACGAGAGCUUGCCGGUGCUCGUCGGCAAGGACGGCCAGGAGAUCGAGCCCGAAUGCGGCGCCGCGCUGCUCAAGGAGAUGGAGGCGGCGGCCCUGGAGGAGAUCGAGGCUGCUGCUGCCGCCGCCGGCGGCCAUCCGCCCCGCCGGGAGAGCGGCGGCUACCACGCUGGCCCGGCGUACUCGGGCUACCACGGCUAUCGCAGCAAACGGUUCAUCGACAGGGAGCCAUCGGUUGAGCGGAGAUAGGCGCGCUCGCUUUAUAGUCGGCGUAGUAACCUCGCGAUGCGUUUAGAGCAGUAUGUUUUUCCAGAUAGGGCUGUGUAGGCUUCGCGUCCUGUACG
Messenger RNA from Thermothielavioides terrestris NRRL 8126, 2537 nucleotides. RefSeq lists its product as uncharacterized. The record is from RefSeq and is a predicted model, not a curated record. The coding region runs from base 142 to 2442 and encodes 766 amino acids. The transcript is spliced from 5 exons. Gene Ontology annotation, molecular function: N6-methyladenosine-containing RNA reader activity; mRNA binding. Gene Ontology annotation, biological process: regulation of alternative mRNA splicing, via spliceosome; mRNA splicing, via spliceosome. Gene Ontology annotation, cellular component: nucleoplasm. Lineage: Eukaryota; Fungi; Ascomycota; Sordariomycetes; Sordariales; Chaetomiaceae.